CAUCUCACUAAUAUCUAUAGGUUGGGUUGCGUUGACUAGUCGUAGCUGCUGAACCAUGGCAUUCAGAGCACUUUCGGUGAACUGUGCAGCUAGCAGUUGCUCCUGCGAGUCAUCAUCCAAAGUAGGAAGUGCCUAUCUAAGUAGUUUAGUCAACUUCACAGACAAUAUCAACGGAUCUUCGUCUAUUUCAUGUUUAGUGCUCCGCAACUGCUGCGUCACCAGUCGUUCAAGCCUCUUCCAAAUCUCUUUUCCAUUCCCGCGCUCCACGCCGUCAUAUGCUGCUUUCAGUCUACCCCUCAGCAACGUGCCAAGUACUGCAACCUUCGUUUCUCUGGAUCCUGGACACCUACCAGCUCCACGACCAACUUGAAGUCCCCGUGGAAGACCUUGAUGUCUCCUUCCUCAAACACUGCAGGUCACGUAGUCUACAUCUUGUCGAGAAGCAGCGACACCAAUUGAAAGGAGCAAAAGACAGGUAUGCAGGAAGGAAUGUUUAUUGUCAACAAGUGGG
Molecule: messenger RNA, 511 nt
Organism: Heterobilharzia americana
Lineage: Eukaryota; Metazoa; Platyhelminthes; Trematoda; Strigeidida; Schistosomatidae
Source: the annotation of a GenBank genome assembly